UUAUGUAAAACUUUUCCCGAUCUGGUAGCACAUCGCCAGAAUCAAAACAAAUGCACGUGCGUUGUUCUCGGGAAAAUGGAUGAGCACGAUAUAUUUAAAUUGAUUACGGCGGGAGUUCGCUUCACCAAGAAGUCAAAGGAGCCGCCCUCAAACCCGCAGCCGCGACUGGAGGUUUCUAGGCAUGAGAAGCCGGUGAAGAAAGAAGAGUCAGAUAAGGAUUCUGUGGAUGACACCACAGAAUUCCGCCUCUUGGACGGGGCAUCCAGCAAUAAACCCAAACGGAAGAAGCAUAAGAAAGAGAAGACACUGUCUCCCAAGGAAUUAGAGCUUCAAAGGGCAGUCGAUGAGGCAAACGAGACGCGGAAGCAGUACGGCAUAAGCGUGUUGGGCAAGAAUGUUCCUCCGCCGGUGGCCAGUUUCAGUAGUCUAACUAAGGACUUUAAGAUGCUGCCUCGCCUGCAGCUGAACCUACUGUCUCGCAACUUCGACCGUCCCACGCCGAUCCAGAUGCAGGCUCUGCCCGUGCUCCUUCAGGGACGUGCGCUAAUGGCCUGUGCACCCACUGGAUCCGGCAAAACACUGGCCUUCCUCACACCCAUAAUCAAUGGCCUGAGGGCGCACAGGACCAGUGGGCUGAGGGCUCUGGUCCUUGCUCCCACUCGAGAGUUGGCCCAGCAAAUCUACCGCGAGUGCGCUGAGCUAACCCGUGAAACGGGCCUGCGCACCCACUUCAUUAGCAAGGUGAGCGAGGCCAAGCAGAAACAUGGUGCCGAGUGCAAGCAACGCUACGACAUCCUGGUCUCUACGCCAAACCGCGUGAGGUUCCUCUUGCAGCAGGAGCCACCAUUGCUAGAUUUGUCCCACGUCGAAUGGUUUGUGCUGGACGAAGCAGAUCGUCUGAUGGAGGAAGGGCAAAACAACUUCAAAGAACAGUUGGACGACAUAUAUGCCGCUUGCUCACAUCCAACCAAGUGCGUGGCAUUCUUUAGUGCGACCUACACUGUGCCAGUGGCCAAAUGGGCACUACGUCACCUCAAAAAUCUAGUGCGCAUCACCAUUGGAGUGCAAAAUAGCGCCACGGAAACGGUUCAACAGGAGCUGCUGUUCGUCGGAUCCGAGGGCGGCAAGCUGGUGGCUAUGCGAGACCUUGUGCGCCAAGGUCUCCAGCCGCCGGUGCUCGUUUUCGUUCAAAGCAAGGAGCGCGCAAAGCAGCUAUUCGAGGAGCUGCUCUACGACGGCAUCAACGUGGAUGUUAUCCAUGCCGAAAGGAGUCAGCAUCAGCGCGACAACUGUGUGAGAGCGUUCCGCGAGGGCAGCAUUUGGGUGCUCAUCUGUACGGAGCUCAUGGGCCGAGGCAUUGACUUCAAGGGUGUCAAUCUGGUGAUCAACUACGACUUCCCGCCCACCACCAUCUCGUACAUUCAUCGGAUCGGCAGAACGGGGCGCGCUGGACGUCCUGGUCGGGCAAUUACGUUUUUCACACAAGAUGACACAUCCAAUUUGAGAAGCAUCGCGCUUAUAAUUAAAAACUCUGGGGGAUCCGUUCCGGAAUAUAUGCUGCAAAUGAAGAAGGUUCGCAAAUCGGAGGCCAGGAUGCGAGCCAAGAAACCUUUGGAUCGCGAGGACAUAUCGACCAAGAUACGACCGGAGACGAAAAGCGACAAAAGUCACAAAUCCGCCAAACUGAAUAAAGUUGAAAGGAUCGAAAAAUUGUUAAAAAAUCGAAAGGGCCAUGAAAAGGAUUCAAUGUCAAGGCAGAAGAAGCUGAGCAAUAUUAAAUCAGACCUUAAGCCUGCCGACAAAAGGAAGGGAUAUGUGUCGAAAACAAAAAGGAAAAAUAUUCAAACUUGAUACGCAAAAUUAAGAAUGUGUUUAGUUUAUUACCGCUUUCAAAUUUGUACGUUGUAUUUACAAAUUUAUAUUGAAUUUCGGUUCACACUAAAUGAUUAAGGUAACGUAAAUGUUUCAAUUGCAUACUUCACUGAAAAACGAUUUGGAGAACAAUUCAAUAUAUAUUUAUAUAUAAAUUCGGAGUACCGAAAUUCCUUUCGAGGUUUAAAUACCGUAAGUCAGAUAGUCUGAUAUAUGGUUUUUAGGCUACCCUUAUUUAAUGAAAUAUGAUAUUAAAUGUAAAAAGCAAUGUCUAUUACUUUGGUUAGUUUCGUUGUUCG
Molecule: messenger RNA, 2171 nt
Organism: Drosophila erecta
Lineage: Eukaryota; Metazoa; Arthropoda; Insecta; Diptera; Drosophilidae
Gene: ais
Product: probable ATP-dependent RNA helicase DDX52
Exons: 3
Coding region: 76-1851 (591 amino acids)
Biological process (GO): maturation of SSU-rRNA
Molecular function (GO): nucleic acid binding; RNA helicase activity; ATP binding
Source: RefSeq, a predicted model, not a curated record